Molecule: messenger RNA, 845 nt
Organism: Diuraphis noxia (Russian wheat aphid)
Lineage: Eukaryota; Metazoa; Arthropoda; Insecta; Hemiptera; Aphididae
Product: low density lipoprotein receptor adapter protein 1-like
Source: RefSeq, a predicted model, not a curated record
AUGACACAUGGAUAUUUGAUGGCAAAAGGCGACCCACCAAUUACAAUUAAACACGUCAUCUUCGAAGAAUGCAAAAUACAUGAAAAACUAAACAUAAGCCAUGAUAUCGGAAUAAGUCUUAGUUCAAAUCCUAGAGAACAAAAACUGUCGGAAGACAAAUCGUUGGCGAUUGGACAAAAUGCGGAAGACGGGACGGCGAUCGCUGUUGAAGACGAUCAGACAACGUUUGACGUUAAAUAUUUAGGCAACACUCCGGUGGAUUCUACGGCUAGCGCCAUCGCCGAAGCGGUUAAAACCAUUUCGGUUAUGGCUAAAGCCAGCAAAAGAAAACCACAGAACGUAACGGUUACGUUAAAUGGACAAGGUAUCAAAGUGAUAGAGACUAGUGACGAAAAGAAGAUAGUUCUGGAAACACCAAUAGAAAGGGUGUCUCAUUGUUUUACCGACUCGGCUCACGGCAAUGUGUUCGCCUUCGUCACAGCCAGCGGCCAAACCAUGUCGGAGUGUCACGCUUUCAUGUGCUCCAAACGGAAAAUGGCACAAAACAUGUCCGUCACUAUCGGCCAAUCGAUCAGCUCUGUGCCGGACGUCUGGAAGGAGAUUAACAAACCGAAACCAGACGCCGACUUGAAAACGCCAGACGUGAUUCCCGCAGACACCGUUCCAGAUAACGUGGCUCAAGAGGUUAGAGAAGCGAAGUUAAUCGACUUGUCAGGAGAACCUCUGCCCAGACAGCAAUACGAUACAUCCAGAUGGGUUUUGUUCGAAGAUGAUUCAUCUUCCAAGUUGGAUGUGGAGUUAUUACACCAAAGGUAAACAUAUUUUAAAAAUAAUAUUAUUUUUAC